AUUUCAAUUACUGGAGAUCCCCUGGCUGUCUCGUAUUGACCUCCUCAAUCACUCAACAUGUGGGUAAAAGUUGCAGCACUCGCACUUCUUGUGUGCGCAGUCACAGGAUCUCAGGCAGAAGUCAGCACUGACCAGGUAUCUGAUGCUUUCUGGAAAUACUUCACUCAGCUGACCACUGGCACAAAGGACACUGUAGAUCAGAUCCAACAAUCUGACAUCAGCAAACAGCUAAACACUUUAAUUGAAGAAAACCUCAAGAGCGUAAAUGUGUAUGCAGGGGAACUACAGAAACAACUCAUUCCUUUUGCCAAGCAGAUACAGGAGAAAUUAACACAGGACCCAGAAAAAGUAAGAGAACAAAUUACAACUGAAUUGGAGAGGCUGAAAGUGAAGAUCUCCCCAUAUGCAGAUGAGUUGCACAAGCACCUGAGCAAUAAUGUCAAAGAACUUCAGAUUAAACUGGCUCCAUAUGCAGAAGAGUUCCAAACCAAACUGGACAAAAAUGCCCAGGAAUUCAGCCAACAGCUAAAGUCUGUGACCAAUGACCUGGAAGCUAAGUUUAAAGAAAAUGCAGACCACAUACAGGCAGCACUGGCCACAUACUCACAAGAGUUUCAGGUCAAGGUAGAUGAGAAUAUGGAUCAAUUGAGGAAGCAGGUGACACCGAUCACAGGAAAAGUAAAAGAAAACAUUGAUCAGCAAAUACAGGAGCUGUAUAAAAGUCUGAAUCCCUAUGCAGAGGAUGUUCAAGAUGAGCUGAAAAAACAGAUCCAGAACAUGGAGUUCCAAAUGAGAAAAAAUGUGGAUGAGCUGGAGAACAGAGCUCUGGAGCUCACGGUACAACUCAGAGAACAACUCUACCCUUAUGCCAAUGAGUUAAGAAACAAGGUCAAUGGAGAUAUGGCAAAUGUCAAACAGAUGCUGGAACCCUAUCUGACCCAAGUAAACCAGCAAAUUGACCAGAAAAUUACAGAAUUUAAAGGCACAAUUACACCUGAAGUGGAGGCUCUCAACAAGGCUCUGGUACAGAGAGUAGAGGACAUGAAGAAGAAGUUGGGAGAGUACACUGUGACUAUGCAAGAUCAGGUGGAGUACAUACAGAAAGAUGUUCGGGACAAAAUCCAUGAAUUCAUAAAUCAGGGUGUUUCUAAUGAAAACUGAGUUUUCCUAUUUUCUGAAUAGCAAUAUCGGAAAUAAUACCUACACAGCACUACACACAAAAUGUGCUGUUCUUCAUCAAGAAUCCCAUAAAAUAUUUCUACAACUUUCCACCCAAUACAUUUACACUCAGCACUAUCUGUAGCAUGUAUUUAUAAUGUUCUCUCAGCAAUCCUCGAUUCUUCCUCAGUAUUAUUUGCCUAACACAUUAUCUGUAGAUUUUCAAGGAAUACUGAACUGCACUUACCGAUAUUUCCAUAGCUGAGCACAUUAAUGAUGCUGAAAUUCAGCUUGUAAGUUCCAACAUUCUCUGAAAUAAAAUAUGAAAACAAUUACCACACUUACCAACAAACCAACAAUGAUGACAUUUUUUUAAAACAACGGCCAGGAUUCACAAUGAUUCCUUUUUAUAGAUUGCAUUAAACAUCUGAAUGCAGUUUUGUAAAAACAAAAACAAAAAACAAUAAAAAUGUACAGAAAAUGUUCCUUUCUGCUUUUAAUGUUUAGGAUAUAGAUAUAUAUACAGAAGGCAAUAUGAAGGAUAGUAUUAAAAAUGUAAAUGUACACUGUGAAGUCUGUUAAAUAAAAAGCAACUUGGCAAUG
This is a messenger RNA of Rana temporaria (common frog), 1761 nucleotides long. Its product is annotated as apolipoprotein A-IV-like. Gene Ontology annotation, cellular component: extracellular region. The coding region runs from base 58 to 1161 and encodes 367 amino acids. The record is from RefSeq and is a predicted model, not a curated record. NCBI's taxonomy places the organism in Eukaryota, Metazoa, Chordata, Amphibia, Anura, Ranidae. Gene Ontology annotation, biological process: lipoprotein metabolic process; lipid transport. The transcript is spliced from 3 exons. Gene Ontology annotation, molecular function: lipid binding.